UGCAAUCAUAGCCUCAAAAAAUAUCCUUCCCCCCUUUAAAAAAAAUGGAAUUAGUUCACUUGGUUGCUUCGAUUGUUCGCUGCCCUUUUAUCUCUCAUUUCUUAAACCAUAAAUAAACCCCUCUCUAUUAAAAAAUAAAUAAAUAAAAAUCUGAAAAUUUGGAAUUUGUUGGAGAGAGAGAGAGAGAGAGAGAGAGAGAGAGAGAGAUGAGGAUACAGUGCAACGUGUGCGAGGCGGCGGAGGCGAAGGUGCUGUGCUGCGCGGACGAGGCGGCGCUGUGUUGGGCGUGCGACGAGAAAGUACAUGCUGCUAACAAGUUGGCCAGCAAGCACCAGCGUGUCCCGCUCUCUUCUUCUUCUUCUCAGAUGCCAAAAUGUGACAUUUGUCAGGAAAUCCCUGGGUUUUUCUUUUGUUUGCAAGAUCGAGCUUUACUGUGCCGAAAAUGUGAUGUUGCUAUACAUACAGCAAAUCCUUAUGUGUCUAGUCAUCAGAGAUUUCUGCUUACCGGAGUAAAAGUUGGUCUUGAAACAACAACUGACCCUGGUGCUUCUUCUUCCAAUAUCAAAUCACCUUCUUGUGAAAAAACCCCAGAAACUAAAUCUAAUUCUACAUCUAGAAGGGGGGCACCUAUGGCAUUUACUGGUGGAUAUAAUGAGGUUCUACCAUCAAACGUUGGAGUUGGGAACAGUGUGCCGGCGAAAGUAUCAUAUGCUGGGGGUUCCACAACUGGAAGCAUUCAAUCAUGGCAAAUGGAUGACUUAUUUGGGGGGCUAACAGACUUUAAUCAAAGCUAUGGUUACAUGGACAAUGGAUCAUCUAAGGCUGAUAGUGGCAAGCGUGGAGACUCUGACAGCUCACUAAUCUUGCUAUCUGCUGAGGAAGAGGUAGAUGAAGAUGAGCGCUUGGGUCAGGUGCCGGAGUCCUCUUGGGCUGUACCACAAGUGCCUUCACCUCCUACGGCAUCAGGGCUGUAUUGGCCAAAAGAUUCUCACAAUCAAUCUGAUGGUGUGGUUUUUGUUCCUGACAUCCAUUCACGGCGUACUGGCUCCAUUCCAAAACGCCGGCGACAAAUUUAGAAUCACCAGCUAAAGUUAUUUGCACAAGUUAGUCUUCCCACGGUUUAAGAUCCAGCUUCUAGGGUGUGCUUUUAGCCUGUUAUUAUGUAGGUCUCCGUCCUUUAAGUACUGUUUGUGGCAUUGAGUACUUGCUUCCAAUUUGGGCUAUUUCACAAUUUCUUCAAUAUAAAUCCUUCUUAUUCUGCAGGUGCUCUUUUUAUUGAUAACGUAAAACCAAAACAGAAAAGGUGUACUAGAAAAAGCUUGUUAAUCGAAGUAGUUAGUGCUGUUUUUUUGUAGCAUCUUGUAUUUCGUCAUGAUUCACAAUAUAACCUGAUCAACUUAUUUGAUCUGUGUUCUAAAAUUCAGACAGUCAGAAAAUAAAUUCACAGUAUAAUAAUCAGGUUAGAUUAUAGUUUUCUGUUCAAUAAUUUUAUAUUUGUAGAAAAAAAAGAGAAAUUUGGAGCUGCAAAACCUACAUGACUUGGUAGCAGCUGUUCUUCACUCAUUUUUCAUCUUUUCUUAUUCUGCUAAUUCUAAUGAAACUCAAUUAAAUUUAUGUGCACCAACUCUGUCAACAUUCAAACGACAUUUUCUUUUGCUAUAUAAAUCAUUCUUUCUUUUCAU
Molecule: messenger RNA, 1682 nt
Organism: Durio zibethinus
Lineage: Eukaryota; Viridiplantae; Streptophyta; Magnoliopsida; Malvales; Malvaceae
Product: B-box zinc finger protein 22-like
Biological process (GO): photomorphogenesis; regulation of DNA-templated transcription
Cellular component (GO): nucleus
Molecular function (GO): zinc ion binding
Source: RefSeq, a predicted model, not a curated record